UAGCCUAAUACUGCCUUUAAUAUAUAUAUUCACUAAAUUAGUUUUAAAUUUUAAAACUUCCAUUAAAAAUAUUGGUUAUUCCGGAAUUAAUGAAUGCAAAAUGAUUUAAGCAUUUCAUAACUAACUAUUUAACAUUUGACAUGAAAGCAUAAAAUGCAUGUUAUCAAUUUGCUUGUUGUUUUAACUAAAAUUUUUUAGAUUCAAAAUUUCUAUCGUGGAUCCAUAAUAUCCUUACAAAAAUGAAAGAGAUUUUAUUAUAAUUUCAAGACAAAAUUGAGAAUGAUAAAGAAAAAUCUUACUGAAAAUGACCAUGCAUUUUCAAAAGAAGAAAACUACUAUAUUAGAUAUUUUAAGUUAACAGUAUUUUUCAUUAUUCCAGUGAGCAUAGGCUUAGCGGUGUUUUAUUAUAAAGUUGGACCAGAAUUAAAAAAAGAGAUUUUUUAUAAUAAUUUUAUUGAUCCUAUAGUAAUAAAAACGUUUGAAAACUUUGACAAAGAUGGAAAUGGUGUUUUAUCAAUAUUUGAAUUUCAAAAUGCUUUUUAUUCUAUGGAGAUAUUUAAAUUCAAACAAAAAAAUGCUGGUAAAAACAAUUUUAGAAAGUAUUUGCAAGAAACUAUUAAACCGGAUGUUGAGAUCCUCAGUCUUCAAUCUAGCCUUCUUCCUCUUCAGCUAAAGACAUUGAGAAAGUUUAAAGAGGAUUUCAAUCAAGAUUCAUUUCUAUAUUUUCAAUCGUUAAUAGCUUGGGAUUCUCCAAAUUUGAAACAAGCCAACUUUUCUGUUCAUAAAUUUAGUGAUGUUUUUAUUCCAAAAAAAUUUGAAGUUGGGUAUAUCUGGGAACUUCUACCUAUUGCUAUGGGACAAACUGUCAUUCAUUUGCAAAGUUAUAAUUAUUUACCAACGGAGCCCUCCAGUGCUGCAGAGCAGUUAUUUUUUUAUAUUCUCAGCAUGCUACAUCCGCAACCUUUUCUACGUAUGCGCUUUCCACCAUUUGGUGCUGUUGCAGCUGUUCGAGCGGUUGGAGAAAAUCACAUUGAUGUUUCAUUUAGGUUGCAUUCUGAAUUUCAGAUCAACAAUGAACCAGAUUUGCCAUUUUGGUUUACUCCUGCUGCUUUUGUUGGAAACAUAAUUAUUAAAAAAGAUGGUUCACAUAUUGUGUCUUUUAAUAUGCAUGUACCAAAUUAUCAUAAACUAAAUGUUGAUUUGGAAUGGCUAACCAAACUGAAUGAUAGAACUGUUACAGAUAAAGAUAAUGAAUUUAGGGAGCACGUUGACAUAGGAUAUAUUGAAAAAAUGGAAGUCUUUUCAACAUGCUCUUCAACUCUUCAAAACAGUUUUAAUAUGUUGUGUAAUUCGACAGAAGAUAUUAAAUGGUUUGAAGAAAUUGAGCCUAUGAAAAUGUUCAAGAUUCUAGAAAAACAAUUUUAUCCAUUCAAAGAAGUUCCUUACUUUUCAUUUAAUGAAACUUUUAAAAUAGCUGAAAAUGAAAAAAAGUUUAUUCAUCUUAUUUUACUUUGGGGAUCUCUUGACGAUCAGUCAUGCUGAGGUUCAGGGCGGACUCUUAGGGAGAGUGCCUUAGAGAGUCCGCCCGUUAUGCAACUUCUAUCUGAACGAUUUGUUAGUUGCUGGUCCCUUGUAGCUGAUAUGGAGGAGCUUGUGAAUCUUGAUCCUCUGUCAGAUAUUAGUAGAAAUGCAAAAAAUGCACUUGAAAGUUAUAAAUUUCCAGUUCAAUCCAUUAUCUUAACUCCUAAUGGUUCAGUCAUUCAUAGUGUAAAUGCAAAUGAUAUUUUAAAUAGAAGACAAUAUGGUCUAUAUCGAAGUGAUCCCAUAGGAAACGCGUACUUAAAGUUUCUUAAUGAAGGACUUGAGAGAUCCGUAAACAGUGUUUUAUAAUAGCAGGUUCAGAGCAUAAACUUUUAAUGUCUUGUUGUUAGAUGUUUUACUUUAAUAUUUAUCUUUAAUAUUUAACGAUACAUUUUAAAGUUUCAUUAGUUGUUUCAUAUUUCAAAUAGAAGAUGUUUAAGCUGGGAAAAGUUAUGAAUGUUAUUGACUCUGGCAGAAAGGAGAAUGUCGGACGAUAUUAACAUUAGAAAAACAUAGAAAUAUUAAGUUUUUAAAAAUCUAGUCUUUUUAGUUAACGAAUUUUAUUGUUAUUUUCAAAUAAUAUUAUUGUUCUUUUUUUGAAAAAUAAUGAAACAGUUAAUGGAACUUUAUAAUUCGGAUUUUUUUUAUGUAAUUUUUUUAAUUCAAUAUUUGCUUAUAUUAUAAGAGUAAUUUGUUUUAUAUCAUUUAAUAUUAGUCUGUUGUUCACUGCUAAAUUCUAAUAAAGUAUUGAGGCCUCAAAUUCGGCAAUCAUUUUCAGUACAGUCUUAAUUUUUUUAGGUAACCUGGCUUAUAUAUAUAUAUAUAUAUUUUUUUUAAUAUGUUUUAAUGAUGAUUUUCACGGCACGUGUUUUCACUUGUGAUAAUCGGAUGCGUUUACAUAUAAACUUUACAAUUUUUUAUUUGUAUGUUGUUAAUAAUGAAUAUUAUUUAUAUAUCAAAAGUAUGAUGUGUAGUUUUCAGCUUCAAAGCAUUUGAUUAUAUAUGAUUAGAUGUGUGAUCUUUUUUU
This is a messenger RNA of Hydra vulgaris (swiftwater hydra), 2608 nucleotides long. Its product is annotated as selenoprotein N. Gene Ontology annotation, cellular component: endoplasmic reticulum membrane. Lineage: Eukaryota; Metazoa; Cnidaria; Hydrozoa; Anthoathecata; Hydridae. Gene Ontology annotation, biological process: skeletal muscle fiber development; calcium ion homeostasis. Gene Ontology annotation, molecular function: calcium ion binding. The record is from RefSeq and is a predicted model, not a curated record.